UCGGCCGCGUGAGCACCCGUCGUGACGUCAGUGCGUGGAAAUUUUGUCAGAGUGGCAAGAUGGCUACGGAACCAAAUAAGACUGAAAUCCUUACCAUUUUCAAAAGACUACGGUCCAUUCCCACCAACAAGGCAUGCUUUGACUGUGCUGCGAAAAACCCCAGCUGGGCCAGCAUUCCCUACGGUGUGUUCCUGUGCAUUGACUGCUCUGGUAUUCACCGAUCCCUGGGCGUGCACCUCAGCUUCAUCAGAUCCACUGAGUUAGACUCCAACUGGAACUGGUUUCAGCUGCGAUGUAUGCAGGUUGGAGGCAAUGCCAAUGCGACCGCCUUCUUCCGCCAGCAUGGCUGCUCCACGAAUGACACCAACGCCAAGUACAACAGCCGUGCCGCCCAAAUGUACAGAGAGAAGAUUCGACAGCAGGCCAACGCCGCAUUAUCCAAAUAUGGCACAGAUCUCUGGAUCGACUCCUCCGGGGGAAGCACUGCGACCACAGCACCUGAGAAGAAGGAGGCCGACUUCUUCGCCGAGCACACACAGCCUGCUAAUGACUGGAGCAUGGCCGAGGAGAACGGAGCCGCUGUCACCCCACAGUUAGUGGACGCAACAGCCAAAACCCAGGAUGCCACCAGCAACCAGCCGGAGGAAGGACCGAGCAUCGAGGGACUGAGCUCAUCACCUAAAGCCUCCAUCGAUGUGAAAUCCUCCAUCAUCGGGAAGAAGAAACCCAUGGCUGCCAAAAAAGGGCUUGGUGCUAAGAAAGGCCUUGGUGCCCAGAAGGUGAGCAGUAAGAGUUUCACGGAGGUGGAGAAGCAGGCACAGGUGGCAGAGAAGCUGAGAGAGGAGCAGGUUGCCGAGGCUAAGAAACAAGCAGAGGAAUCCAUUGUGGCCUCGAUGCGUUUGGCCUACAAAGAGCUGGAGAUCGACAGGAAGAUCGAGGAAAAGAAGAUAAAGAACCUGGAGGGCAAGAAGAGAGAGCAGGCAGAGAGACUGGGCAUGGGCUUCGGCAACAGAAGUGCCGUGUCUCAUUCAGUGAUGUCAGAGAUGCAGCUGAUUGAGCAGGAGACUCCUGUCGGGGCCAAGACCUCUUCUCGCUCCAAACUGGACAUGUUCGAUGAGCCCGGCUUCACCUCUGGACCCCCCAAGUACAAGGACAACCCGUUCACAGUGGGAGACGGAUUUGGAUCCCGAUGGGACUCAGAGGGAGGAACCGCCUCCUUCACCACCUCCUGGGCCCUGGAGAAAGAAGACCCCAAAGAGGAGGUCACCAUCUCCAGUAUACAGCCAAUAGGAGAGAGGCUUCCCAGCAGAAGAAAAGCUGAAGUGUCAGCUCCAGUGGCAGAGUCAAGUGAGGCCAGGCAGAAGUUCGCCAAUGCCAAGGCAAUCUCCUCUGACAUGUUCUUCGGUCGGGAGAGCAACGCCGAGUACGAGGCGAAGACACGGCUGGAGAGUUUGUCUGGCAGCACCUCCAUCAGCUCAGCCGACUUGUUUGGGGACCACAAAGACCAUACAGGCGGGUCGAGUUUUGACAGCGUGCUCCCCUCCGGCCCUGACAUCGCUCAGUUCAAACAGGGAGUGAAGACCGUAGCAGGCAAGAUGGCCGUUCUCGCCAACGGUGUCAUGAAUACGAUCCAGGAUCGCUACGGCUCGUACUGAGCAGAGCUGAGAGCCGGGGCGGCGAGCUGCGGAAGACAAACUGACGACUGUGUAGAGCAAACCAGCCUCCUGACUGACAGGCACGUUUGGACAGAAGAGACGGGACAAGAGAGACGCAAAAGAAGGAAAGCUUGCAUGGAGAGACAAACGUCCCGCUCGCCUGUCCUUUCUAGAGACAGUUCCCCAGGAGUGAGACAGUGUUUUCUUUUCUCAUUCUCGUUAGCAGAUGAUUGAGUUUUAUUUUCAUAAAGCAAACCAUCAGAGAGUAGUCUUUUUCUAAACCAAGAAUUUUGUUGUAAUUUACCGUCAGGAAGAGUUUUUCGGUCUAAGAUUUCAAAAUUCUAUCUGUCAGAGUUAAUUUUACUAUAUUUUAUUCCCUGUAAAUGAAUCAAGGUAUUGUUUUGAUUCAUAUGAAAUAUUUCAUGCUUAUGUUGUUUUGUUUUUUUUUGUUUUUGUUUUUUUGUUUUGUGGGUGCUAUUAAAAGGAACAUUGUGAUAUUUUAACCAUUCAGCGUUAAUUUGAACAAGAAUGAGGUUUCUUGCAUUCAGUGUUCAGUUCACUGCUGCUCUUAGUUUUUCCUCGACUGGUUUUUUGAUUUUCCCUGAAGCACCUGGCCGCCAAGAAGCCGAACAAGCAAAAACUUGGUUGUUGAUUGUCUGGAGGAUCAGCACGUCGCGCCGCCCAGACCAGCCCCGAGCUGGAGGUCAGACGGUUUUUUUUCUGGCUCGAGUGCGGUUUAAAUAUUUAACGUACCAGGUGGCAAAACUCUUAUGUCCUUUACUUUUGAAAUAUUUAACCACAUUUGCUUUUAUACAACGCACAAGCAUGAAAGUGUCAUUCAAAGAUCAUAUUCUGUAAAUAAACGAAUUUUGAUUGAAAAAGAAAAAAACAACAACAGAUAAACCUGGUAAUUCCAAGCUCUACAAAAUGAUCUCGUUUUGUCUAUGCAUUUACAUUUUGGGAGACUGAUAAAUGUCUGUUUUGCGUCUCGGUUCAUUUUCAGAAACUGUUGCACAGGGUAAAAUAUUCUUGACUUUAUUUGAUCUGGGGAGUUAAAUAAAGUGGCUGCUGUUGGUGUUUUGCUCAGAGGAUUUUGCCUCUGGCAUCAUGAACCUGAGCUGAAACAGAAAGAAUGAAACCCUGGCAGUGUUUCUGUGAUGUUGGGAGGCUGAAAAGAAAAUGAAGACAUGUCAGUUAUUUACAUUUCACUUUGCUUUAAUUUCUUGGAAGCUCAACAGCACUUCCAAGAAAUGAAAGCAAAGUAGACGCAGUCAGCAGCGGUGAGGAAAAUAACCUGUGUUGUAGUUUCAGUUUCAGUUUGACAGCAUCAGAGUUGUUGUGAGCCUGCAGGGUGUUGAUCAAUGGGCCUCCACCCUCCAGGUCCACUUGACAUUCACACUCAGUUGUUUUAAGGACUGACCCAGUAGAUUCAAGGUCUGGAAACCUUUGGUGAACUUUUUUUUUUUUCUUUGUGGCAGUGGAAUCGGUUUGAGUGUCGUAUGUUCCCAACUGUGGUCACGCCUGACUCUGUGUCCCCCGCCCGCAAGAAACUGUCCAAAAGACGAUUAACCCAUGGAUUUAAAGGAUGAAACUUUCAACUAUUUAUUUGUAGGCUACAAAAGAAACUUAUUCCAUAUGUUAAUAAAGAUGAAAACCCCUUCCUGUC
This is a messenger RNA of Myripristis murdjan (pinecone soldierfish), 3321 nucleotides long. It is a transcript of the gene arfgap2, whose product is annotated as ADP-ribosylation factor GTPase activating protein 2. The transcript has 16 exons. Gene Ontology annotation, molecular function: GTPase activator activity. The record is from RefSeq and is a predicted model, not a curated record. Lineage: Eukaryota; Metazoa; Chordata; Actinopteri; Holocentriformes; Holocentridae. Bases 60 to 1655 code for a protein of 531 amino acids. Gene Ontology annotation, biological process: COPI coating of Golgi vesicle.